Messenger RNA from Paramormyrops kingsleyae, 1170 nucleotides. The record is from RefSeq and is a predicted model, not a curated record. NCBI's taxonomy places the organism in Eukaryota, Metazoa, Chordata, Actinopteri, Osteoglossiformes, Mormyridae.
AAAGGUACCUUUGUUGGAAAUAUCGCCAAGGAUCUAAAUGUUAAUGUGCAGAAUCUGGAAUCGCGGAGUCUUCAGAUUGUAACCGGAUCUACGAAGAAAUAUUUCGAGGUAAAUUUAAGGACUGGCAUCCUGUAUGUUAACGAACGAAUCGACAGAGAGGCCCUGUGUCCGAAUUCAGUAAAAUGCUCCGUGAAUGUAGAGGCUAUUUUAAGCAACCCUAUGCAAUUACAUCGUAUUGAAGUUAACGUUUUAGACAUAAAUGAUAAUGCACCGUUUUUCGCUGAACCGUAUCAUGUGUUUAACAUCAUGGAGUCGGCUUUUCCCGGAGAAAGAUUUCCAUUGCCGGUGGCCAGUGAUCCUGAUGUGGGCAGUAACUCGGUAAAAACGUACAAGCUGAGUUCGAAUGAACACUUUACUUUAGAUGUACAGAGCGGGAGAGACCAGAGUGUAUCUGCUGAGUUAGUACUUCAGAAAGCAUUAGACCGGGAAAAACAGGCCUCGAUUCAGCUUGUACUGACUGCGAUCGACGGAGGAAAACCUUCCAGAUCUGGAACAUCCCAAAUUCUCAUUCACGUAAAUGACGCCAAUGAUAAUAUUCCGGUAUUUAGCAAAGCUCUGUACCAAGUUAAAGUGCCUGAAAACGUGACAAUAGGUACGACGAUACUAACUCUUAAUGCAACCGACCUGGACGAAGGAAUCAAUGGUGAAGUGAUAUAUUCCUUUAGUAGUCAUGGGAAUUUAAAUGUAUUUGACUUUUUUGACAUAAACUUUGAAACUGGAGAAAUUAAGGUUAAGCAUGUGCUUGAUUUCGAAAAAAAUAACGCUCAUGAAAUCCGUGCUCAGGCAAAAGACAAGGGGCAUAAUCCGCGAGCAGCUCAUUGUAAAAUCUUAGUUGAAGUCAUAGAUGUGAAUGACAACUCUCCUGAAAUCCAAAUAACAUCUCUUUUAAAUACCGUAAAAGAAGACGUAGCUCGCGGGACUAUUAUCGCUCUAAUUUCUGUUGUCGACUCAGACAGUGGCAAAAACAGCAUUACAGAGUGUAAAAUAUCUGAUGGUAUUCCAUUUAAGCUCAGUUCAUCUUACAAGAAUUAUUACUCGUUAAUGGUGGAUGGACAGCUGGAUAGAGAGAUAUUUUCUAAAUACAACGUCACCAUCACAGCUACAGAUGAG